Molecule: messenger RNA, 956 nt
Organism: Zea mays
Lineage: Eukaryota; Viridiplantae; Streptophyta; Magnoliopsida; Poales; Poaceae
Exons: 4
Coding region: 42-554 (170 amino acids)
Molecular function (GO): protein binding
Source: RefSeq, marked predicted
AAAUUCCCCUCUGUUCCCCUCCCAAGAAACCCCACAUUUGCAUGGGCAAGCACCUACCUGCCGCCGCCACCGCCGCCGCCGCCGCCGCGGUUCGCUCGUACGCCCGCAGCCUUCGCGUCCCAUCCGAUACCGCCGCAUCCGCCGGGAGGGCAGAUAAGACGCCGUCUGCCCCGCUGGAUACGCCCAGGAAAUCCGCUGCCGCCGCUGCCGCGGCCAGCUCCGGGCGGGCCGAGGUGCGGGAUUUGGCGGCGGCGUGCGGGCUAGAGGCGGACGAGAGGGUUCCGCUCGCGGAGGUGGUGUCGGACUGCACGAGGCGGUGGUUCCAGGACGCACUCAAGGAGGCGCGCGCCGGCGACAUCACCAUGCAGGUGCUCGUCGGCCAGAUGUACCGCAGCGGAUACGGUGUCAACAAGAACGAGCACAAGGCAAGAGUUUGGAUGGAGAAAGCAUCAAGAUAUCGGUCUACAGUAUGGAAAGUUAGCAAUAAACGUCCAGGGUACAAUGCCAGUGACUCGGACUCAGGCACAGAUGAUGCUAAGGAAACAUGCAAAUAAGAAAAUUUGAGAUUUUGACAUUAAUGGACGGGAGCUGCCACCCACACGGCCACACAUGCACUGCUGCAGUGACUUGAAGGUUCAGAUAUCAGUUAUGCCAACGGAUCCAUUUGUGCUCCCCCCCCCCCCCCCGGCCUAUUUGGCAUGAUCGCUAUAUAUUGUUGUUAUGUUUUCAGUUUGUUUUUUCACUAUGUGAGUUACACACUGUAUUAUGGCAAUGUUUUAGAGGUUUCCUCGUUUUUGUUGUCUUUUUUUUUUGUUGUGUUAGUUCUGCUUGACGUCAGGAAAGUGGUUAUCAGAAUGGUCUUUGCCACGUACAAAGAAUCGCAGGAUAUUCUGUGGCAUAUGUAGCCACUGUUUCAUCUGCAUUUCGUCAAUGGUAUUUGCCCCGAUAGAUUAGUA